Molecule: messenger RNA, 594 nt
Organism: Microthlaspi erraticum
Lineage: Eukaryota; Viridiplantae; Streptophyta; Magnoliopsida; Brassicales; Brassicaceae
Source: the annotation of a GenBank genome assembly
AUGAAUCCUUCAGGGAUAAAAAUAAAAUACAAAUCCUUCAGGAUAGAGGCGGUCCGGGGGAGGAGAGGAAGAGGAAACGAGGCUCGCGGCACAAGCUCAUCGACGGCGGGGAAGAGAACCGGCGACGGUGAGGAGGGAAGAAGAUAUGUGCCGGAAAGAAGGAGAGGACGCAGAAGGCGGAGAGAGACUGAUGACCGGCGGCUGAGUGAAGAAGAUCUGUGGCGGAGAGACAGAUCGGAAGUGUGCGGCGGAGUGAAAGAGAUCAGCGGCGGUGGAGAGAAGGUGAGGAGGCACGCAGCAGGAAGACAUAGAGGAGGCGCCAGAGAGGAAGAAGAAUCAGAUCGGCGGCAGAGAGGAGGUGAGGAGACAACCGGCGGGGAGAAAAGAGGAAGCUCCGGAGAGGAAAUGAGAUCGAAUCGGGGGCGGAGAAAAAAGAGAGAUUGCUCAGGCGGCGGAAAUAAUGAGAGAUUACGGUUUGCUUCAAGGUACAGCCGCUAUAUAUAUACAAUUAAUAUGCCCUUGCAAAUCCGUCGCAACUCUGUCGCAAUAUUUGCGACGAAUUUGCGACCGAAUUGCAAGAGACGGAAACCCUAA